AGGAGGCUGGGACCCGGCUGGCUUUCCCUGUUCCCUCCAGGUUGGCAGCCGCCUGGUAGUGGCGGAGCCUGUUGUUGGGUGUGUGGGUGUGCACCUCGCCGGUGUUGUCUGAGUGUUGUCAGUGCAGCGUGACUGUUGUCUGUCCCCUGAGUGUAACGACCCCCGCGUGGCGGGUGUCCUGGGCCAGGGUCGAGGUGGGGGCAUGGCUGCCUUUGCUGGCACGUUUUGCAGACAUUCAGGUGACACCGGGUUGUUGCGAGACCUUCUGGCUCUUCCACCCCCCACGCUCCCCACCGUAGUGUGUUUCCGCCUCACUCAUCUUUAGUAACUGGCGAAGCAACAGGGAGGAAACGGACCUCACUCUGUAUCGGAGCCAUGCCCGCUUGGGUCUCUGCUCCGUGGGUCCCUGGCUGCCCGACUUGGCUGGCAAGGCGCUCCUCUCUGCCCUCUGCAGAGGCCUGCAAAGUCCCAUCGAAAUGGUUACAGUGCUGCAUGUUUCAAGUUGAAUAAUAAUAUCGAAGGGGAGGAGUAAGUUCUGACUGUAACUUUUUUGUAAAUUCUGUGCUAGAAAGUACCGCAAAGUCCCAUGCACGGACUGAAGGACAAAAUGUACCCUUCCUAAGUAGCUUGGUGUAGCAUUUAAUCUGUCCAUUUUCGAGAUUCCUAUUAGCCUUCCUAACAUGACUGUAGUAUGGAAGAAUGCUGAUCAGGGUAUAAAACUUUUGGAAACCUUUUGCGAAGAAUGAUUUGAACCAUGGGUGGGAUUGUGUGGAGGCGGGGGUGGGGGACUGGUCUGGAAUGGCUUAAAGGGGAGUGUGUAGGGAUCCUUGAAAAUGUUUGCAUUGGCUGUGGACACAGUAGAGGAUUGAUUCAUUAUGGGAUGAAAUGCCUGUGCUGUUGAGAGCGUGCACACAGCCCAGCUAAAAAGAAGGGCUUGAGUGUGUUUUCACGGGGAGCACACAAAACGCACGAGUGAUUUGCUAGAAGUUGAAAUGACACCAGACUGAAAAGAUUUCCCAACAAACUUUGACGGGCAAGAAGUUCCACACAAGGUUUUUCCCUUUUUCUCCCUCUGAUAAAGUAUAUUCUUGACUGCAAACACUAGUAUAAACACACACACGUUUGUGAAUAAAAUUCCUUUUGAAAAUAGUGUGAUAUGGGGAGGAGGCGACUGAGCGAGGAGGGGCAGGGGGAAGGUGGGACGUUAGAGAACUAUAAGCCACAGCCUGGUGGGACCACCCGCCUUCGGUGGAGAGGUGGAGAGGGCUCCUGCCGGGCUGCGCUGGGUCUCCUGGGCCUCUCUAUCUGCAAGUGUUAAUCAGCUCUGUGGGGUUUUUUCCUCCUGUGAUUCCUCUUCCUUCAGGCUUACUUCUACCCUGGGACCCCUCCCUUUCCCCUUCCCCAAAGGGCAAGUUCUUCCCUGGGGAGAGAGGCAGAGCCAGGGUGCCUAGGCACUGCCUGCGCUGGAUCACCAGGGUUGGUCCCGGGGCGGGAGACAGGUGGAUCCCUGAAUUCUGUAGUCAGAGCGCGGGAGUGCAGACUCCCAUGUUUGGAGCUCCUCAGUGUGCUCAACUGUAAAAUCCAUGCUUCUUUUUUCCCUGCACACAUGCCAAGAAUCCCUUUAAUGUAAAUAGUAUCUCCAUAUGAACAACCUGACCUCUAGUUUCUUCCUUGAAUCCUUAACGGAAAAGAAUGGGGCCAGUUUUCUUUUGAGUUGGGAGGGGAUGGAAUCUUUGCCUCCCCCUUUCCCUACUCUGUUGGAAAAUCUGCUGCCACCACCACUUUGUAGGAAGAUCCUGUAUUCUUGCAAACAGUGUCAGUGGAUGUAACAUUUUACCGAAUUUUUUAAGAAUAGAGGCUUAAUAAUUCACUGCAUGUUAGUUCAUUUUAAUCCUAGACCAAAUCUCCCCUAAGCAAUGUUAAUUGCUUUAAAUUUUAUGCAAGUGCUUCUCAUUUUUAUCAUCAUAAAAUCCGCUCUAGAGUGAAUUGAGUAAGCUUAAAUUCACUUGUUUGGAAAGAUGUUUGGAGGUUUUAAUUGUACUCUUUUUUUUUUUUUAUUUCAGUGAACGAUUUGCACAUUUCAUUGCAUCUUAGCAGAAAAUACAAAUUCUUCAUUCACAGGGAGGGAUGUGCUUGUAAGCUAGACAUUGAUUUAGGAUAAUAAAGUUUACUAUUUAGAAAAGAUGUAAGAAGGGGUGUAUAAAAUCCCUAUAGAAUGUAUAAUUGAUGGUCCUUUAUCCAGUUCUUACCUUACUGUUUUGUGUAUCCGAGAACAACUUCCCAUCUCCCCCUCUACGCUCAGUCUUCAGAAAAGAAAAAGAGACACCCCCAGGUUAAGUCAGUUUACGCACUAUUUUUAGCUUUUUUCGUAAGAAGGUGACAGAUUAUUUCGUUUCCAAAUAUUUCUAACGAUUUUCUGCUCAAGUGUAAGAUAAUGGAGCAAAGAGUUUGUAGGAAUGGCUAAGGGAAGGUGGGGGAUGGGGAAGGCGUUUUUGAUGAAUGGUUUGUUGCUUACGGGAGGGGAACAGUAUUUUGUGCUGACUCUCCAGGCUGAGAUUCCCCCCUACACACACACACACACUUUUUUUUUCUUGUCUUUCUUUUCCUUCUUCGUUUAUUUCUCUUUUUUUCCUUUCUUUUCCUUUUCUUUUUUUUUUCUUUUUUUUUUUUUUUCUUAAGGCAGGUCUGGUUUGGGCGACUUUGUUUUGUCUCCCAGUAUUGAAGGCUUUUACUCUGGACUUGAAUCCUCGCCUUUGGUUUUUGAUCAGAGGAAAGCGUUCCCCUCCCCUCCGCAGGAUCGCUCUGUUUCUCAGUGAACAAGACGAGGGAGUUUAGCACUUUUUAGUACAUAUAAGCUGGUGAUUCUAGAAGGGUAUAGAUUUGGAGAAUGCCUGCGCCGGUCCUAUUCUUUUUUCCUGGGAUUCCUGGAUUUUAGUCUCAAGUGGGUCCUCCCGUCGGAUUACUGGAAUCCUGCACUCAUUGCAUGCACAUAUUUUUAAUUAAAGGGGGUUACAGGGAGGGUCUCCAAAUGCUCGCAUCCUUCCCAGCGUGUCUUUCUUGUCUUUCUGUGGCUCCCUGGCCCUUCCGCCCCUGCUCCGCGUCCCAAGCCCCCGUUCGCUUUGCGCCGGCUGCGCUUGAACUUGUUUCUGGUGGAGCAGAAGGCGCGAGCUGCGGACGCUCACGCAGAGAUUUGUUGGUGUUAACGCAUCUGACAUCAACUAUUCAGCAGGCCGCUAUGACCCCUCAGUUAAGCCUCCCUUUGACAUAGGUUUCGAAGGCAUUGGGGAGGUGGUGGCCCUAGGCCUCUCUGCUAGUGCCAGAUACACAGUUGGCCAAGCUGUGGCUUACAUGGCACCUGGUUCUUUUGCUGAGUACACAGUUGUGCCUGCCAACAUUGCAACUCCAGUGCCCUCAGUGAAACCCGAGUAUCUUACCCUGCUGGUAAGUGGCACCACCGCAUACAUCAGCCUGAAAGAGCUCGGAGAACUGUCGGAAGGGAAAAAAGUUUUGGUGACAGCAGCAGCUGGGGGAACGGGCCAGUUUGCCGUGCAGCUUUCAAAGAAGGCAAAGUGCCAUGUAAUUGGAACCUGCUCUUCUGAUGAAAAGUCUGCUUUUCUGAAAUCUGUUGGCUGUGAUCGUCCUAUCAACUAUAAAACUGAACCCGUAGGUACCGUCCUUAAGCAGGAGUACCCUGAAGGCGUCGAUGUGGUCUAUGAAUCUGUUGGGGGAGCCAUGUUUGACUUGGCUGUAGAUGCCCUGGCUACCAAAGGGCGCUUGAUAGUAAUAGGGUUCAUCUCUGGCUACCAAACUCCUACUGGCCUUUCGCCUGUGAAAGCAGGAACGUUGCCAGCCAAACUGCUCAAGAAAUCUGCCAGCGUGCAGGGCUUCUUCCUGAACCAUUACCUUUCUAAGUAUCAAGCAGCCAUGGGGCACUUGCUUGAGAUGUGUGCUAGUGGAGACCUGGUUUGUGAGGUGGACCUUGGAGAUAUGUCUCCAGAGGGCAGGUUUACUGGCCUGGAGUCCAUAUUCCGUGCUGUCAAUUAUAUGUACAUGGGAAAAAACACUGGAAAAAUUGUAGUUGAAUUACCUCACUCUGUCAACAGUAAGCUGUAAAAACAGAACAAUGACAUAAAUCAAGGGAGAAAGAAAAUGGGCACUUUAUGUCUCAGAAUUACUCAAAUCAAUUUAUUUUUAGUUGGUAAUGGAUAUAAUAUUUCUUAAAACAAAAGUAAGGUGUUAAUGAAUAGGUCUGUCUCCUCCUCCUCCUCCUCCUCCUCCUCUUCCCUUGGGGGGAAAAAAGUGCUAAUAAAACUUCCCUCCAUGGCUAAGAGGGAAAACGCUUACAUUCAAUUCUUUAGUCAUGGAUGGUCUCGUUCCAGAUUUUGUUGUUCCAGGGAACUAAAUUCAUUCCUGAUGCCAGAUCUGAUCGAGUCAGUAUGUCUUCAGCUUGAUCAGAUUUUAAAAUCAGUUUUGAAAGUGGUUCCCCAAAGAAUCCUUGCUUUGGGAGAAUUUGGUCUUACGCUCAUAAGCAGUUCAUGAGUGAGAAGUGUAGCAAAAGCCAGCCAUAUAUUUUCAGAAUCUGUAUCCUCAGGAAACGCUCCUUUUUUUUUCUAUAAAUCACUAACCAACUAUCUAAAUGGACAUGUGGGGGAAUUUCCUCCCAAAUUUGAUUUUGUUAUUAGAAAAAUGAUUCUGUGAACAGAGAUGUGUUUUGAAGAAGUAGCACGUAAUGGCUUUUAUCUACCAUCACCCUGGUAAGGCACAUGUGAAAUGGAAAUGUUCUUUUUCCUCUGAAGCAGCAAAUUAAUGUUGAAAACUUACAUAGACAGAAAGUAGGUUUUGGAAAGGGAAACCACAGAGAUUAGGGGGACUUAAAAUUAAUAUAGGCACAGGAAAGAGAAAAGUAUGCGCUCCAUUCACAGUGAGGGUUCGCCACAAAACACGGGCCCCAGGAGGGAAACGCUGUCUAGGCACACCGCAAGGCCUUAAUAACAGUGUGCUGCGAUGCCCGAGGUACGGCAUGUCCCAUCGCUCUGUGCCCUGUAGGGACCUCAGUCAUCUCAAGGAAGAAUACAUUUGCUUUUCCUUAGAGGCUUUCAAACUAGAAGCUGAUUCUGGGAACAGAACAGCAGCCACUCAUUCUGCAUUCCUGUUUCCCUCUCCACGUGUUCUGGUGGAAUGAGAUGCUCCUUAGCACUACAGCCUGAUGUCCCACAUUCACCCACUGACCACACGGGAAAAGCAGCAAAACCUGCACCCUCUCUUCUGAAUCACCCUGUGGCUCAUCGGCCUCCCGCUUAACCUUUAGUGCCCUGAAGACUGCUGCCGCUGUCACCAUUGCGCAGAAACCCCACGGUGCCCUUCUAAUUGAAGGUGAAGCCCACCAGAUUAUUUUUCAAAGUCUUUGGUUUAGGUAUAUCUAACCUGCUCAAUAAAUAUGGACGCAAUUAAAGAUGCUCUAGGAAAGUUGGGGACCGUAUUUAAUUUUUCUUUCCUUCCAUCUCAGGAACAAGGAAAUCCUACUGCUGAAUAGCUGUUAGUAUGUAUUUUACAAGAUUUACUCAUUUUCAGGUACCUAAUGUAGCUGCUAGCAUGCAUGCACAACAAUACAAUUUAUAUGGUAAAUGGAACCAAAUAAUGGCUUCACUGAAUGUUAUGGCUGCACUGAAGGGAAAUGUCACGGUAAAUAGCUGCCAAAUUAUGGAUCAUGCCGAAGUGUCACAACUGCACUAAAGACAAAUAGCACUAGAGGCUAUUGCCACUGUGACGCUUUUGAGUUAUGAAGAAGGGUAGCGGCCUGAUGCGAGGCUCUUUGUGUCCUCAUUAUAGCAAAGGGUUACUGGUGCAGAGGACUAGGAAAGCCUGUCCAGUGUGGUGCUUAGUUAUUCAUCCGUCCCUUUCAGACCUAACAGCCACAGCAACACGGAAAGAGACUUUGCCUCGCUUUUACAUUCACAAACAAACAAAGGAGGGGGGGAGCAGGUUUUAUGAAUGUAACUGUGCACAGGAAAUGACUGGUAAUGGAAAAAUGUUGUAAUAAAAUAAUCUAAUCAAAGAAUAUUAUUAAAUUUAACAUAGUCGGUGUCCAAAAGGCUUAGUUGCCUCUUAUGCAGAUAGAUGUGUGAAAUCUAAGCAAUAAUGUACUUUCUCCCUUUGUAAAGACUUGGGGACUAAGGGCAUUACCAAUUAAAUUGCUUCUUCGAAACUGAA
Messenger RNA from Macaca mulatta (Rhesus monkey), 6210 nucleotides. The record is from RefSeq and is a predicted model, not a curated record. NCBI's taxonomy places the organism in Eukaryota, Metazoa, Chordata, Mammalia, Primates, Cercopithecidae.